AUGAAGCUCGGCAACGGUUUUGUCGCUCUUGUGACUGCUGCAGUUACAUGUGUUUCUGCCACACCUCUCAAGCCUGUUGAUCUCUCCUCUGAGCUGAAAAAUAUCACUGCUGUGGGCGACCCGAUCGAGCCACGCAAGAUGGAGGACGGCAGCCCCUGGUGCCGGCAACCGACAGACUAUAGCAACGCCGGAGCUUUCCGCACGAUGGAGAACAUCGACUACCUGCGCAGGGUUGGCGGCCUCUGUCCCACCGCUCCGGGCAGCGACAAGGGCCAGUGCAACCGCGUGGCUUGCCAGUGGCGCUCGGCCAUCUACGUGUGCAACGACAACGACUUCCCCGUCAGCCCCGAGUGCAACUACGUCGCCGACCUAGCCCAAAUCAUCUUCGACAAGUGCAGGAAUCCAAGAAAAGAGCGCCACCACGAGGUGCACGGCUUCGCCAACGAGGGCCACCAAAACUGGUCCGUCGUUGUCGCCGAUGGCGACUGCUAA
This is a messenger RNA of Neoarthrinium moseri, 492 nucleotides long. RefSeq lists its product as uncharacterized. The transcript is spliced from 3 exons. The record is from RefSeq and is a predicted model, not a curated record. The coding region runs from base 1 to 492 and encodes 163 amino acids. Lineage: Eukaryota; Fungi; Ascomycota; Sordariomycetes; Amphisphaeriales; Apiosporaceae.